UUAUGCGGAAGUCAACUAAGAAAGAUGUUACGAAUGGUUGGAGAAAUCUAAAUCGAUCGUUUCUCUAUAAUAAAACAUUAUGAUCGAUAAGAAAAAGUGGAAAUUUAGGUCUGAUGUCGUGGUUGAAAUAAUAAAACCUCUAAUCCAUCUUCUGUCUAAAAAAUGGCAGGCAGGGAAGCAUUUUUAGGAGCGAUUUCUGAAGCGUGGAAUCUAAGAGCCUACUCGAGUGCACAGAAGUUGGUUCUGCUCUUCUCGGUAACAAUCUUGUUAUCGUGGAUAACAUCUGUUUGGACGUUGCCUCUAGUUGUUUUAAUUUCAUUUGUUACAGCUGUUCAACUUUCAAGCCAAAUAUUGCACAAUAAAAAGGCUUCACUAGUGACAGAGCAAAUAUUUGUAAAACUUGAAUCUGUCUAUGUUGAAUAUUUAACUAAUUUUAAAUAUGUAUUUCAACCACAAAGUGGCAAAAGUAGUAAUUCAUCAUCACUGCUAGUUUGUAAUGAUCAUCCAUCACCAGUACAAAUGUCGAAUGAUGUAUGCUCAUGGUCAGAGGAAAUAAAUUCUAUACAGUUGUUGAUUAUCCGUGACUUUUUUGAGUCAUGGUAUCAUCCCCAUUUUUCAUAUGAUGGUCAGUUUUUGAAGGAAGUCAGGCAGCUAGUCCAGCAAGCCUUUAAAGAUUUGGUGCAGCAUUUAUCUCAGCAAAAUUCAAAGAUCACAUUAAUGAAAAUAAUACAACAAUAUCACAUCCACUUCAUUAGUUAUCAGAAAGCUAAAAAAACAUUUGAAAGUCAUAAAAUACACCCCAAGACAAAAGUUGUGCAAAAUGAUAGAUUUAAGAGACAUUCAUCUAUUGAUGAUGCAUUUGAAACUGUAGCAUCUGUACAUAAUGCACUAGAAUCAGAAAAGCAUGAGUUGAAUUAUUUGAAGGGUGUUGUGUCUGUUUUAGUUUUAUCUGUAUUUAGUGAACAAAUAGUAGAGGGUCCCUGUGUGCGAACAUUGCUUGUUGAAAUCCUUGCAGCCAACAUUAUGCUUCCAAUAAUGCAGUUGUUGUCUAACCCUGAUUGGUUAAUGGAAGUUAUCAUUCAAAUUACUUCAGAUGAACAUUUUGAACCAAAUAACUUAAGUGCCACUGUUGAUAAUAUGAUUAGUGCACAAAGUGAAUGUAUUCAUGUCAAUUUUGAUGAUGAAAGCAAACCAACCGCAGCCUCUGCAGAAACCGGUUUUGUUAAAGAUGAUAUGUGUGAUAAUUAUGAUGAAGUUAAGGAACUUGUUAACCCCGAUUCAUUUGAAAAAUCUCACCUUCUAGAAACUGCCUUAGUUGAUUCAACACCUUCCUGGUCAAAUUUGGAUCAAAUAAACUUGGUGCUUGACUCAACAGGCUCUGUUUUAUCUAGGCUAGACUGUGAUACUGCUGCACUGGAUGUUGAAGAAUCUGAUAAACUUACUGAUAUCCCUCAUGCUACCUCAAGCUCCCCUGAUGAUGAUAAGCCUAAAGAUGAUUGCGAAGAUGACGAUGAUGGCUGCUCAUUGAAAGAAGAUUCUGAAUCAACAGCUGAUUCAUGUGCCAUUAAUGAUUUCUUAGCUGACCAACAGUCCAGCACUACCACAGAGGUCAGUGCCCUCUCAGCCUCAACAGAAUCCACUUCUGAAGUCAUGUCAAGUUCAUUUUCCAAAUUGUCAUCACUUAAAAAUUUUUUCGUUGAUCAACUGAAGCCACAAAGCAUAAAGAAGCCCAAAAGUUUGUCCUUGACCUCAACAAAGUUAAAGGCGACCUCAAUAAAGUUAAAGGGGAAUGCAGAUGGUGGCCAAAAUCCACCACAACUGCUUGUUGACGGAAUUCCUUUAGACGCCCCAGCUUUACAAGCUGGUAGGUCAGGCAUCAGUCAGCAGUGUAGCCCUACACUGAGUGAUACUGAGCAAACACCCAGCCCAGGGUUCUUGUAUAAUAGCUGCUCUUCAUUGUCUCCACUUCAUGAACCCAUCAGUCAACAGAGCAGCAUUGAACUAUCUGAGGAAUCUCCAUGCCCCACGCCUUCUCCCAGCACACAACACCUGGAGUUUAAUGUGGCUGAUGACGCAGUCAUCAAGGAUAGUGACAAUCGGAUAUUCCAAGACAUUUCUAUUCCAAAGACAAUGACCAACACAGAAUUUCGUAGCACAACACAGUAUUCUUUGUACAUAAUUGAGUAUGAGGCUCUCUACUUCAGUGAAGGGAACCCAGUGAUCCGAUCUGGUUUGGUCAAGAGAAGGUACAGAGAGUUUAUUAACCUGCACUCCAGGCUAGAGGGCAACCAGAGCUACAGAAAACACUUGAAAAAGAUUCGUGGCCCUAAGCGAUGGCCAUCUUUUCCCUUCAAGUCUGUUGACAAAGAAACUGUUGAAUCUAGAAGAAUUUUUCUUGAAAAAUACUUGAAGGAUCUGAUUGAAGUAGAAGCCAUCUGCCUUGGACCCGACCUGAGAGAGUUCUUGGCCUAUGAAGGAGAUUCACAUAUUGCUUUUGUCAACAAGUCCCCUGACAUCACAGUACCCAGAUUUGAUAAGAUGUUGAUGCGGGGCGUGUCAGGGGUUGUGGACAGGAUCAAGGCUCUACCCAAUAUCCCACAGGAAGUGAUGUCAGGGUUUCGGUCACGUGACACACCAGACCACAAACACCCUCAGAGUGACUCAGACGCCAUAGAUUUUAUAUCAGAGUUCUCUCCUCAAGGGGUGAAUGAAAAUAGCAACAACAUGUGCGAGAGUUUCAAACAACUGCUGCGGGAUUUUGUCUCUGAUGAAGACAAAGAACUUUUUUCUGUAUCUGACGUCAUCACUGAUUAUAUGAUGGCUGAACAAACAAAAGAAGUUUACAAACAGGAAGUUGACAAAAUUCGAGCUCAAUUACCCACCACAGACCAAUCAGCAUCAAGUGAACUUGGUCUUAGCUAUGCUGUCCUUGACCUUUUGAUCCAAGGUCUUCAAGGUCAAGACCAUUGGAUGUGCAGGGACAGGGUAGUCAAGUCAAUACAGUCAGUUCUUAGCAAGGCAUUUAACAGGUACCUGGAGUCUUCCCUGGAGGGCCUUCUGACAGAAUCUCAACUAGCUUUUUACCUGCGGCAUCUGAGGGAGACCAUUUGGCCACAAGGUCAGCUGAGGUCAAGGACAGGGUCAGUACUAUCAGAAGAAGAGAGACAAGAUUUGAAACUUCAGGCCAAGAGAUGUCUGCUCCAAUUUUUUCCAGAAAGUUUGAGAUAUAUUGUUGGAAAAAAAGACUUUGAGAUGAUGAUUGAGCAAUUUUUAUGUAGCAUAGAAAGUGAACAACUCAACAAACAUUUUUGGUACAACAGCCUAGAUUUGCUUGUCUGUGAGCUGUUUCCUGAGGUCAAAGGUCAGGAGAUGCUGCAGAAUCUACUCUUCUGCAAGUCAUGGAAAAGAUGACCCCAGUGGCCUACUAUGUUUUGAUCAACUUUUAUGCAAGGGAGAGCAGCCAAAGAGAUUCAUUCUCUGUUACUAUUUAUAGCUACAUGUAGAAUGUGAUAAAUGCCAUCCUAUUAUGGAAUUUUUUUUUAACAUUUUUUAAAAAUUCACUUCAGCAUUUUAUUCCACAUACACCUCAGUUUUUCAAACAGAAAAUUCCUCUUCGUCACAUACUUAUUUUUUAAAAGUUUUGUUAAUUUAAAAGAGAAUUAACCAACUUUUCAAUAUUUAAAAAAAUAAAUAUUUAAGACAAGAAAAUUUUCCAGAAGUUAUUUUUACCUCGGUAAUUGAAAACACCACUUGUCAAAUCCCCCUCACUCUCUCCUUGAAUGUGGGCCCUCACUUCUUCCCACAAAUUGAGUGUGCCCCCCCCCCCCCCUCGUUAUCAAGUUUCACCAAUAUUUUGUUCCUUUGCUGAGCUCAAACACACAUCUGUACAUAAUUUUUAAAAUUUUCUCUUGGCAUUAGGAUUCCAUGGUUGAUGUUCAAUUUGUUUUGUCAAUUUGUUUGAGCUCUGUUAUAUCAAGUAUUAACCUUUGAACUUUGCCAAAAACUCUUGCGAUCUCACCAGUCUGGUAUAAUGUGUUGAAAUUACCAAACACGAAAUCAAGUUUAGUAUCAGGCAAUACUUGUCCAUGUUUUAAAGCAGACUUAUGGGCCCUACAGCCUGUGACACACAUUCAUGUCUACGUAAGGGGUUGCCACAGCAGGGUUUACCUGUCUACGUAAGGGGUUGCCACAGCAGGGUUUACCUGUCUACGUAAGGGGUUGCCAAGGCAGGGUUUACCUGUCUACGUAAGGGGUUGCCAUGGCAGGGUUUACCUGUCUACAUAAGGGGUUGCCACGGCAGGGUUUACCUGUUUACAAUGUGACAUCUCACUUCUAACGUGACAAUAGACAAAAACAUCACAAAAUGUGAUGUGACCUAAAAAUGACAUCCACUUAAAUCCACACUCUACUGUCUCUGAAACAAGUUAGUGACCUGCAAAAUAUCAGCCUCAAACUCUGGUCUAAAUGUCAGCAAAAAUAGAUUGGAGCAGAGUUAGUUAUUGAAAAGUUAAGCAAUAUCGUCUUGCAAGUUGGAACCCCAAACCCCAGCUCAUGACAUCUGACAACCCCUUAUCAGAACCCCAAACCCCAGGUCAUGAUAUCUGACAACCCCUUAUCAGAACCCCAAACCCCAGCUCAUGACAUCUGACAACCCCUUAUCAGAACCCCAACCCCUAGGUCAUGAUAUCUGACAACCCCUUAUCAGAACCCCAAACCCCAGCUCAUGACAUCUGACAACCCCUUAUCAGAACCCCAACCCCUAGGUCAUGAUAUCUGACAACCCCUUAUCAGAACCCCAAACCCCAGCUCAUGACAUCUGACAACCCCUUAUCAGAACCCCAAACCCUAGGUCAUGACAUCUGACAACCCCUUAUCAGAACCCCAAACCCCAGCUCAUGACAUCUGACAACCCCUUAUCAGAACCCCAACCCCUAGGUCAUGACAUCUGACAACCCCUUAUCAGAACCCCAAACCCCAGCUCAUGACAUCUGACAACCCCUUAUCAGAACCCCAACCCCUAGGUCAUGAUAUCUGACAACCCCUUAUCAGAACCCCAAACCCCAGCUCAUGACAUCUGACAACCCCUUAUCAGAACCCCAACCCCUAGGUCAUGAUAUCUGACAACCCCUUAUCAGAACCCCAAACCCCAGCUCAUGACAUCUGACAACCCCUUAUCAGAACCCCAAACCCUAGGUCAUGAUAUCUGACAACCCCUUAUGUAGCCAUAAUUUGUGUCACAUAAAUAAAUGUGUGACAUGUAGUGAAAGCUCUAGUCAUGUUGUUAUAUCACCAGGUUAUAUCACCAGGUUAUAUCACCAGGUUAUAUCACUGUAUAUGGCUGUUUUUAGUGGUGACCAUUUGUACAUUCUGAGAUAUUAUCAAUAAACUCAGUGCAAUAUUUGGUAGUGCAAUAUAUAAUUGAAAAAUCUUUUUUUGUCUUCGUUUUUAUUUUAUUUACCUUGUACUGAUAUAAAAAUUAUAAUUAUUAUUUAAAAAGUAUUUUUUUUAAGUUUUAAUUUAAUGAAUUUUAAUAAUACAUAUUACUAGUGUCACAAAUUAUAUUAUUAUAUGCCUAAUAACAUUUGCAUGAAGUAAUUUAAGUGUAGCCCAUAAACAAUGUCAUUUUUGCCAAUCUUACCCCAACAUCAUCACAAAA
This is a messenger RNA of Physella acuta, 5656 nucleotides long. RefSeq names its product sorting nexin-19. Gene Ontology annotation, molecular function: phosphatidylinositol binding. The record is from RefSeq and is a predicted model, not a curated record. NCBI's taxonomy places the organism in Eukaryota, Metazoa, Mollusca, Gastropoda, Physidae. Gene Ontology annotation, cellular component: intracellular membrane-bounded organelle.